AAAACUGUGUUUUUAAUAAUCUGAGAAAUUGAUAAAUAAACACUGUAAUAAAACUUCUUGUAGAGUUAAAAUAUCUGGAAAAUUGUAGUUGCACUAAAGGUAAAUUUUAUAAAUGGUUUAUCGUUGAAGCAACAAGUCAUUCAAACAUCUAUAAAGAAUUACAUUCAGAGAGAUAACGUUACCCCAUUCUCAUCAACAACAGAAAAAUAAAACAUGCAAUAUGUUUAUGUGCAUGAGUGUCUACAAGAAAGUGAUUGAAAGUUAAUGAGAAUUGUGAAGAAGGAGAUGUGAAUGUAUGUACAUAUACAUUUUCUAACUUAGUAACUAUGUCUUUAGAAAAUUAAGAUGUUUACUCUUUGAUAAGAACAAAGGUAAGUUAAACUGAUAAAAAGUUUGUACUAGUAGUAUAUUAUGAUUUUAUAGCUGGAUUUGACCCUUCAUGAAAAGUUCGUCUGCUAAACUGAGCAGUUCUGUCCCAUGAUGCGCAAGGGACAAGAGUUAUUUCCCUUGAAAUGAUGCUUUUGGCAACCUGGUCGUGUGAAAGUGGUGUCCCGUCAAAGGAAUAUUUCACAAUGGAGAGAAAAUUUGCCAGGUAUUUUCAUUUAAUGUUAUAAUCUGAACCAUGUUCUAGCAGCUUCACACUCAUGUGUGUGAGGUAGAAAAGCAUGGAAAGAGGUGCUGUACACAGACAGGCAUCAUUCCUGAAGACCCAGUCUUUCUCCCAGUUUGUAUUGAGAGCACGGUGACCGCCAGAUGCUCAAGACCUGAUUCCAGAUGAUGGCUACAGAGCACAGCUUUUUGGUGCCUUGAGCAGUUACCAGUCGUCUCAGGAUGUACAUAGAUUGCUGUCUGACUUGCGACAAGUGUUGGAUGUGCCAGAAAAACUGGAACUGUAUGAAUACAUCAGGCCACUAGUAUUGUUGCAACAUCAAAUGGAAUACAGCUACCGAGCCCCAUCAGCACCAGGUGUCAGACUUCGAACAAUUCGACUUCGUCAUUUGCCUGGUCAAAGCAUUGGUUUUGCCCUCAGGGGAGGGUUUGAAUUUGGUGUUGGGAUGUUUGUGUCGGUGGUAGAGGCUGGAUCACAGGCAGAAUUAAGAGGGUUAAGGGCAGGGGAUGAGUUAGUGCGUGUCAAUGGAUUUGUUAUUGCUGAGGCGAUUCAUGAAGAUGUCCUAAACUUGAUCAAGUCACGGGAAGAAAUAGUCCUCAAAGUCACACAUAUUGGGAUGAUUCCAAUCAAAGAAAAGGCUACAGACCCAGUGACAUGGAGGUAUGCAGAUGAUCUGGAUUCAAAACCUCCACUGGAGGAAGUGUUGAAGAACACGACUAGAAGAAAAGGUAGACCUCUGGAACUGAAAAUAUUUGUUGAUGCCUCAGGGUAUAGCUCAAUUGGAUGUGGAAUAUUGAGUGGCCCACGAAACUUUCCUGGUAUUUUUGUGGAGAAGGUACGGCCAGGGAGUUUGGCCCACGAGGCAGGUUUAGAUGUGGGAGAUCAGAUUGUGGAGGUCAAUGACACAAACUUCUUGAACAUCAGUCACAAUGAGGCCGUGAUGGUACUGAAAAGCAGCAAACAACUGAACCUUAUCAUCCGCAAGAAGGUGGGCAUGGUAUUGUUUGAGAAUCGUCAGAAGCAGUCACCAAGCCAUUCCCUUAACUCCACACAAUCAGGCCAGUCUCAGCCUGUCAUGCAGAGCAGACUACCAUCAUCAUACACAUCUCCUUCAAAAAAUCUGGAUGAAAGUAGCCUGAUAGAAGACCAGCUAAGAAGAGGACUGGAUGGACUGGGUAAGGCCACAUCCAUUUCUGCCUCACAGCAGAAUGGAAUUGAAACAGAGACCACAUCUUUUAGCUACACAAAAGUAUCUUCAGAUACUGGUCACACAAAUGGGACUAUUCCAGCUGAUGAGCUAUCUUCCCCUAAACCCACUGCACAUCCCUCCCCUCCCAGUGGCAGUAAUGUAAUGCACAGUGCAUAUUCUGACACACAGUCUUCCACGUCCUACGACAACCACCCUUCCUUGUCCCUCUCAGAGAGUGCUUUAGAAUCACCAAAUCUGCCUGAUGAUUUAGAAGAGGCAGGUUCAAUAAUUUUACCCAAUUACCCAGCUGCCACCUUGGCCUUAUCUCAAGCAGAAGAGAAUCCAAAUCCUUAUCCUGUCAGCUCUCCCAGUACUCCCUCCUCUAACAAGAGCAUGACAUCACAGACAAGCAGUAGUAGUGACACAAAGAGAACACUUCCAAUGUUUAGAGCGCCACCUCCACCUCCAUUCCCACCCCCACCAGUGGAUGAAGCAGCAAAAUCUGAGUCCUUGCCUCCAUCACUCUGUGGUAAUGGAGAUCCUAGCAAAUGGAGCAUACAAGAGUUUACCGAACACACUAAAGAAGAGAGUGGACGGGCAUUGAGUGACAGUGAAGAACAGAAUGGGCUUGCAGAGAAUGGAGAACUACAGAUAAGUGAAGAUGAUCUUGAUUUGUUACCUUUGCCACCUCCAUCUCUUCUAGUUGAUGAUGAUGAUGAAGAUGACAAUAAUAAACUUGAGCAGAGGAGCUUUUUUAGAGACAAAGAGUCAAUGACAAAUGGUGGAAGCUCCAACAUUGUUAAGCAGGCAGACACAUACACAAAUUAUUUCAAUGGCGUAGAACCUCAAUUGUCUCACCAUGAAAAUGAGUUGGACAUAUAUGCAAAGCCCCUAAAAAAAGUACCACCAAAAUGUAAUUCAGGUGAAGGUCAGUCUUCAUUGUACUUGUCCCCUACACAAUCUUCUCCACCUAACCCCAUUGAAACCCAUGCCACUGGUCUUGGAGGUGCAGCUGCGGUGUUAGCGGCUCGACGAGAGAAAUCAGGGCUUCAAACCCCGCAACUUCUGGGGCCUGAGGCAAGCAGAGUUUCAUGUUUUGUGGGCUUUCAGCACAAAGACUGGGUUCAUCUGUUCACUUCUUCAGACAUUGAUGGAAAAGAACUUCGAUCAUUUGAGUUUCCCAAGGGCCAAGAUUUGAAGAUUGCAAUGGAAGGUGGGAAUGGUACUCCUCUUGCAGGCAAAAUUGUUGUGUCUGCGGUAUUUGAUGGAGGUGCUGCUAUUGAAAAUGGUUUGCAGACUGGUGACCAGCUUCUGAUGGUCAAUGGCAAGAAACUGACAGAUGUAACUCUUGCUGAGGCAGAGAAGAUUUUGGAGGAGGCUAAAAUGGGAUCACAGAAAAUGGUUCGUGUGGUGUAUGCACAGAGUCUUUUCCUGAACAAUGAGGAGUGUGUUACAUAUUUCUAGACAUGGACAAAGACAAGAGUGCAGCAUGUGUUGCCUGAUGACAGCCUUGCCAGUCAGAAAUUGUGGAUAAUGACUGUGAUGAAGCUUGCCUGGAUGUUUUCCUUAAAAAUUGUGAUCACAUGAAGAAAGACUGUAGUCUGAACUGAUGAAUAAAGGACCAAAUACUC
Messenger RNA from Pomacea canaliculata, 3430 nucleotides. RefSeq names its product harmonin-like. The transcript has 22 exons. The coding region runs from base 933 to 3263 and encodes 776 amino acids. The record is from RefSeq and is a predicted model, not a curated record. Gene Ontology annotation, cellular component: stereocilium tip; cilium; stereocilia ankle link complex. NCBI's taxonomy places the organism in Eukaryota, Metazoa, Mollusca, Gastropoda, Architaenioglossa, Ampullariidae. Gene Ontology annotation, molecular function: protein binding.